Molecule: messenger RNA, 2557 nt
Organism: Porites lobata
Lineage: Eukaryota; Metazoa; Cnidaria; Anthozoa; Scleractinia; Poritidae
Source: the annotation of a GenBank genome assembly
AUGGAGAUUUCGCUAAAUAAUAACAUAAUUGCAGCUCUUGUGUUAAUGAUGUUUCUGGCGAUUACGUUCAUGCUGUACAAUUUUCACCGCGCAAGGAUGGCAACAGCUGCAAACAACGUACAAAAGGAGGAAAAGGAGCCUCAAGAACAUGACGAGAGAUUUGAAACAAGUAAGCUAUGCUUAUACGAAAUUAAAUUGAUAUUAAUGGUUUAUUAUGAAGCCCCAGUAUGAAAGGAAUUGUGCUUACCUAUGUCAAAUUUCUAAGCGGGUUAUAUAAGAGAGCUCCUCUACGACAAUGACAGCUUUGUCGAUUUGAUAAGGUGUUAUGGUUAGUUCAUAAUUGGCUUGCAUCAGUUGCAGAUUUAAUUCCACCGCCUUAAUUUUGAAGCAAUUGAAUUUUAAAGACAAGUUGUAAAAACCGGUCGAGUGUAUAUCGCUUUUGCACUUUUCAACGGUUAGUGGUGGCGAGAAAAUUUUUAAUGUUUCUUUCAAAGUCAGCUUAUAACAUUACGGAAUAACAAUCAACGAUUGAUAUGGCAACAACUUGAUGCCAAUAAAUGGUUCAAUGCGCUCAAGCAUUAAGUGAUAAUUACUGAUCAUGCAAAAUAUUGAUAGAGUCACGCUAUGUUAGAGGACAAGUCACUAAAUUGUUUGUUGAAAAGCGUAAGAUCUUUAUUAUAGAAACAGACAAGUCAAUUCAUUCUUUUACUUGAAUUUUUCAUUUUAUAAACCAUUUUUAAAAAGAUGCAACUGUAUUGUGGAUCAUCCAAAGUUGACAUAAGUAGCAAUGACGUCAUUCAUUCGUAAAGUGAUCGGUAGUGUCCUUCAGUCUGGAACCCCUGCGCUGUACCUGAAAGCUCACGCUAAUCGAUUUCGCAAGGAUUCCGUUCCCACUUGUCUUGUUAUGUUUCAUUUAAUAACUGCUACCUCCUGCUACCUCAAGGCUGUGUGGAAUCUUGAUAUUUUGAAUUACUGAGCGUGCUAUAGAACAUGAUAGAAUCAUGAGUUCACAAUCGUAACGGUCUCUUGUGUCCAUUCAAACGUACUUUUAGAACAUGUAGGAAGACGUCAAUGAAAGUAUACUGACACGUACUACUGCAGGCUGCCUUAAAGUUUAUUUAAGAUUGGCCGCACGACUUUUAUACCCAAAUUCAAGGGCAAGAAAACGCUGGUUGGUGACUCGCAUUUGUAGGUUGGGGGCAGGAAAAAAGGACGGGACAAGGCUCCUGAUUAAAGCAAUAAAGGAAGCUAACCUAGGUGUGGUUUCAAUGUUAUUUGACCUUUAAAAGAUACAGUUUAAAGAAAAACAGCCCGCCGAUGACAUUGAACGCUUUUUUUUUUUAAUUUGCUUUGUUCUCUCUUCCCGUGCAGUGAUAUGGCUAUGCUCAAGCAUGAGGUACUGGCCAGGCCGUGGGUUGGUGUAUGUGCCAGUAUCCAUUGCUUUAAGUUUGCCCUUCUUCUUUCCGCUUCUUGUUCUCCUCACAAACAGCAUUUUUGUAUGAUCUUGUGUGGGUUAAAUAUUCAAACAAAUCACGGAAAAAGUUUCCGAUAAGCUGCGUGGCACUUUAGAAAGUAAAUAAGGGAACGGUUCAGAUAAAAAAAAAAUGUUCUAGUGAACAAAAGUGCCGUUUUGUGGUUUGAGUUCCUUUCCAAUCAUUUCGGGCCAGGGGCCCGUUUCUCCAAGUUCCGAUAAUUAACUGGCCCGUAAAGCUGUUGUUGUUUACAUGCAAGAUAAAAGUUUCAACAUGAUUUAAUGAAACAUUUUGGAGUAUUUUGCAAGCCAGGACCCGCGCUCUUAUUCUUUUUAUUUCGAUUUGAAUAUUUGAUUUCGGGCCCGAAAAGUUAUCGGGACUUUGGAGAAACGAGCCCCUGGCCCUUUAUGAUCAUUGGAGUUAAAUAUUGCCCUCACGCCUCAGGACGCCCACAGUGAUAUCAAAAUCAGCAAGUAAUAAUGCAUAACAAAGAGCAACACAGGAAAUGACGCUCGAUGAUUCUUGCCUGAAUGGUUCCAUUGUCGGUGCAUGGGUCCGUAACACAUCGGAGCACACUGUGCGGCGUAUAGCGAACUGGAGACUAUUUUUUUAAAAAAAGAUGAAAUUCUUGGUCUCGAUGACUAAAUGAAUGGAACAGGACACUGAUACACUUAUGCUUGUUAUAAGUAACGAUUGAACUACUUUUCCAGUCUAAGGGUUAACCCUUAGCUAUAUCGGGGUUAACUAAUCAAAGCUCCUUGAAUGACCAAACGUUAAAGUAUUUAUCAGAAGACUAAAGUGGCUUGAUGAGCGCGACCGUGCAAUAUAUUUGUUGGUAACAAGGUCAAACAUUGGCGUGCAAGACGUUAUAGCGCGUUCUAGUCUAAAUUCUUUGCCACUGAAAUUAUUAAGCAUAUCAAGACUGACCGCAUACAUUUAAGACCCGGAUUACCACUCUAAAUGGGUAAUUUAACGUUUUCAAUAUUAUUUUAACACAGCCUUUUGUUUUCUCCCCAUGUUUUAUAGUUGUUCGAAGACGAAGAGGCAGCAGACUUAGUCUACCUUGUAUUCUGACGACUGGUUGA